UCUCUCUCUACCCUCCGUCCUAUGUUGAAUAUUGAGUACUUCUGUUCUGAAUCCUUUUAUGAGCUAUAAGGAUCUGAGAUUAGUUUCUACAUCUUCCAAGUAAGAUUUGGCCAUCAUAUAUGCACAUGGAAGAAGAUCAGAGGAAGAAGAAAUCCAUGUUGAUUAAACCCACAUGUUUUUCAGUAGUUGCUCAUGCCUUGUGCACCAUUUACAUGGUCCUCAGCCAUGUCCUGAUCAUAUCUGAAGCUCAAACCACCAAUACCACAACAGACCCAUCUGAAGUGAGAGCUCUAAACUCCAUUUUCCAGAAAUGGGGUAUCAAGGCUACAUCCAACUGGAACAUCAGUGGGGAACCUUGCAGUGGAUACGCCACUGACAAUACAAAUCUCGACAACAACGGAGUCUUCAAUCCAGGCAUCAAGUGUGAUUGCUCAUACAACAAUAGCGCCAUAUGCCAUAUUACCCACUUGAAAGUAUAUGCUUUGGAAGUAGUGGGGACAAUUGUAGAGGAGCUUAUGAAUCUUACUUACCUCAGCAAUUUGGAUUUGCGUCAAAAUUAUUUCACAGGUCCCUUGCCUAAAUUUAUAGGCAACUUUACUCAAAUGCAAUACAUGAGUGUUGGUAUUAAUGCUUUAUCAGGGGAGCUUCCAAAAGAACUAGGAAACCUUACCAAUCUAAUUGUAUUGAGUAUUAGCUCAAAUAAUUUCAAUGGCACACUUCCCCCCGAGCUUGGGAAUUUAGUAAACUUGGAACAACUUUACUUUGAUAGUUCAGGACUGAGUGGCACAAUCCCAUCAACAUUUGUUAAAUUACAAAGCUUACUGACAGUGUGGGCAUCUGACAAUGCACUUACUGGAAAAAUUCCUGACUUCAUUGGCACGAAUUGGCUUAAUCUCACUUCCUUGAGGCUUCAAGGAAACUCGUUUGAAGGACCAAUACCUUCAAGUUUUUCUAAUCUAACCUCCAUGACAGAUUUAAGAAUUAGUGAGAUAUCUAAUGGGAGUUCAUCAUUAGCAUUUAUCAAGAAUAUGACAGCUCUAAGUGUUUUAAUCUUGAGGAAUAACAAUAUUAGUGAUACUAUUCCAUCCAAUAUUACUGUGUAUCAGAGUUUGCAGCAACUGGACUUGAGCUUCAACAAUUUAACUGGAAAAAUUCCAAGCUCUCUCUUCACUUUGAGUAGCCUUUCUUAUUUGUUUCUUGGAAACAACCAAUUAUUCGGUACCUUGCCUUCUCAGAAGAGUUCCUCACUUCUCAGCAUAGAUUUGUCAUAUAAUCAAUUAUCAGGAAUCCUUCCUUUAUGGGUUACAGAAGGAAGGUUGCAAGUCAACUUGAUUGCCAACAACUUCAACAUUAGUGGUUCAAAUAUCAGUGGUUUGCCUUCAGGAUUGAAAUGCCUUCAACGAAAUUUUCCAUGCAAUCGGGGAUCUCCAUUAUAUUAUAACUUCUCUAUCAAGUGUGGAGGUCCAGAAAUUAAGUCUUCUGCGGGGAUUGUAUUCGAGAGGGAGAAUGAAACACUUGGCACAGCCACUUAUUUUGUCACUGAAACAGAAAGAUGGGCAGUGAGCAACACUGGAAAGUUUAAUGAUAAGAGCGAUGAUGAUACAUAUACCGUAUCUUCUUAUGCGCAAUUCGGAAAUACUUUUGAUCCAGAUUUGUUCCAGACAGCAAGAAUAUCUCCGGGGUCACUAAGAUACUAUGGGCUGGGGCUUCAAAAUGGAAUUUACAAUGUGACACUACUAUUUUCUGAUAUUACACUCUCAAAUGUAUUCGCAAAUAUUCAUAAUUGGGGAAAUCUUGGAAGGCGUGUGUUUGAUAUUUAUAUCCAGGGUAACCUAUGGUUGCAAGAUUUUGACAUACGGAAGGAGGCAGGGGGAAUCUCUUUUAAAGCUGUACAAAAGGAAACCCAAGCACAAGUGUCGGAGAACUUCCUUGAAAUCCAUUUCUUUUGGGCUGGAAAAGGGACUUGUUGUGUGCCUGAACAAGGUACAUAUGGACCAUCCAUUUCGGCCAUCAGCGCUGUUCGAAAUUCUGUUCCAACUGUUGGCAACACACCACAUACUGGUUUAAUUGUUGGAAUCGCUGUUCCUAUUGGAGUUGUCAGCUUUCUAUUUUUUUCCGUGGUUUAUUAUAUUCUUCAAAGAAGGAAAGGGAAAGGGAAAGGGAAAGGGCUGAAUAUUGAUGAAGAUGCAGAGUUUCUAGUUAUAGGUUCUAGACCAAACACCUUCAGUUAUGCAGAACUGAGGACUGCUACAGACGAGUUCAAUUCUGCUAAUAAGCUGGGGGUGGGAGGCUUUGGACCUGUUUACAAGGGAACGCUUCCUGAUCAAAGGGUGGUGGCUGUCAAGCAACUUUCAGUGGCAUCCCACCAGGGAAACCGUCAGUUCAUAACAGAGAUCGCUACCAUAUCUGCAGUGCAACAUCGAAACCUUGUGAAAUUGUAUGGUUGUUGCAUAGAGGGAGAUAGGCGACUUCUGGUUUAUGAGUACCUUGAAAAUAAAAGCCUUGAUCAAGCACUAUUUGGAAGGAGUGGUUUACAUCUAAAUUGGCCAACACGCUACGAUAUCUGUUUGGGGACAGCACGUGGUCUAGCAUAUCUUCAUGAGGAUUCAAAGCCUAGAAUUGUCCACAGAGAUGUCAAGGCUAGUAAUAUUCUACUUGAUGCUGACCUCAACCCCAAAAUUUCAGAUUUUGGUUUGGCCAAACUUUAUGAUGACAAGAUGACCCACAUAAGCACUCGAGUUGCAGGAACAAUUGGCUAUCUUGCGCCAGAGUAUGCCAUGCGUGGGCACCUAACAGAGAAAGCUGAUGUCUUCGGAUUUGGAGUAGUGGUCCUUGAGGUCAUCAGUGGGAGGCCAAUUUCCGACACAAGCUUGAGUGAAGAGAAGGUUUAUCUUCUCGAAUGGGCUUGGAAUCUACAUGAAAGUAAUCGUGAACUGGAACUGGUUGAUCCUGCACUAUCAGAAUACAAUGAUGUAGAAGCAAGGCGAAUGAUAGGAGUAGGUCUCCUGUGCACUCAAGCAUUGCCAUCCCUACGUCCAGCAAUGUCCCGUGUGGUGGCAAUGCUUUCAGGAGAUACUGAAGUGAGCACUGCCAAAACAAAACCUGGAUACAUAAAUGAUUGGGAAUUCAAUGGUAUAAGCAGAUUUAUGAGUGGUGACACUUCUGGGACCUCAACGUCUGGGAAUCCAAAAAGCCAAACCAGAUCUUUAAAUCUAACCGCUGUGGUAGAUGGAGACCAUUUUCCAGCAACUGCCGAUCAACCAAUGUUGCAUCAAAGCGAAGGUGAUAUCCACCUUUCCAAUUUAUCUGAUAUAUAAAGAGUCAGAGAGUCAAAUAUUUGUUCUUGUAUAUUGUAACAACGAAGGAAUAUACACACAUGUAAUUUAUGGCUUCCUUUCUUUCUAAUUUGAUAGAUAAGCUACAUUAGCUACAUUAUAAUUUGUUAAAAGUGAAGUCUCCCAGCUAGAACCAUUGCCUCUACAA
Messenger RNA from Macadamia integrifolia, 3483 nucleotides. Its product is annotated as probable LRR receptor-like serine/threonine-protein kinase At1g56140. Bases 120 to 3317 code for a protein of 1065 amino acids. Gene Ontology annotation, molecular function: protein binding; ATP binding; protein kinase activity. The record is from RefSeq and is a predicted model, not a curated record. Gene Ontology annotation, biological process: protein phosphorylation. NCBI's taxonomy places the organism in Eukaryota, Viridiplantae, Streptophyta, Magnoliopsida, Proteales, Proteaceae. The transcript has 24 exons.